AUGGAUAAACAAGUAAAACGCAAACGUGGAACAAGUACUAGUUUGGAUGAUGAUUCACAGAACGACUUAGAUGAAAUUAAUAAUAGUUUCAAAAGACUACGGACAUCUGAAAACAAAAGUGUUGAAGAUGAAGAUCAAGAUACGGGUGUUAGUACUACUGGAGGUGGUGCUGAAGCUUCUCAACAUGCAUUGCAUGGUCUCCCAGGAAACGGCUCAGGAUGGGUAGAGCUGUUUGUGCGUGAUAUCACGAGUGCAUAUAACAUGGAUGAUGCAAAGACUCGUGCCUCUAAGCUUCUGGAGGUUUUAAGGAAGUCCAUCCGCUUUGAUGCUAGUAUGGAGGUAGCAGGAAAUAGCCAACAGGAGAAUGUGAUGCUGAAACAACAAUCGGAAAAACUAAUCCGAGAAAAUGCUGCCCUCAAGCGAGCUGUAAAUAUCCAGAAUGAGCGAUAUGAUGGCAUGACCCAGCAAUUAAGAAUGCUUCAGGUCGACAAUUAUGCACUUGCAAUGCAACUGCGACGGGCGACAAAAAACAACUCCGAAUCUGGACGUUUAUAUCCUGGUGAUCUUUUAAGCAUUGAUUAG
This is a messenger RNA of Papaver somniferum (opium poppy), 582 nucleotides long. RefSeq lists its product as uncharacterized. The record is from RefSeq and is a predicted model, not a curated record. Bases 1 to 582 code for a protein of 193 amino acids. The transcript has a single exon. NCBI's taxonomy places the organism in Eukaryota, Viridiplantae, Streptophyta, Magnoliopsida, Ranunculales, Papaveraceae.